AUGGAGCCGACCGCGACCGCCGUCCCCGACCAGUGCAACCGGGAGGACUACAUCACGCCGGCUAGGAAGAACGAAAAGGACCUCGAGGUCCAACUGGUGCUGUCGCUGGUGCUCGGCGUCUCGGCCUUUGUCACCUUUUGCGUACUCCGCACGCGAUGGCCGUCACUAUACGCUGCUCGAAAGCGACGCCUCGACCCCAAGAUUGGCUUGCCCGAGCUGCCAAACACCUUCUUUGGAUGGAUACCGAAGCUCUACAAGGUGACGGAGGAGCAGAUCCUGGCGUCGGCUGGUCUCGAUGCGUUUGUGUUCCUGACAUUCUUCAAAAUGGCCGUCCGGCUAUUCAUGACCAUGGCCUUCUUUGCCGUUGUGGUGCUCCUUCCCGUCAACAAAUGGUACAGAGGGUUUGGGCCUAGCUUUAUGAGACCCGGCAACGGCAGCGACAGCCAUGACGUCCUCCUCGGCCGUUCAUCCCCGCGCGGCAUAGAUGCUGAUCUCCUCAGUGUUGGGCACAAGGACAAGAGCGGCGAGAGGUCUUAUCUUUGGGCAUACGUUGUCUUUACAUAUUUCUUCGUCGGCCUCACCAUUUACUGCAUCAACCUCGAGACAUUUCGCAUCAUCAAACUUAGACAAGACUACCUCGGAUCGCAAUCGACAGUCACCGACCGUACCUUUCGACUCACUGGCAUACCCCUGAAGCUCCGCUCGGAAGAGAAGCUUAAGAAGCUCAUUGAGAAGCUCGAGAUCGGCCUUGUCGACACUGUCACCCUCUGUCGCAACUGGAGCGAACUGGAUGAACUGAUGCAAGAACGAGACCGAGUGUUGCGGAAUCUGGAGACUGUCUGGGCAAGACAUUUGAGGCACCAACAGGCCCUCUCCAAGAGCCACAGCGAUGCGACCCAAACUUCCAACGACGACGGCGACGCCGCCAACACACGCGGGUACGGCGGCGACGAAGAGUCUGGCGAGAACGAGCGCCUUCUCGAGAGCGACCCGAACCAGCCACACAUCACCGAAGGCGACCGGCCGCAGGUCAUCAUUCGAUACGGGCCGCUGAACUUGCGAAGGCGCAGGGUCGACGCCAUCGACUACUACGAGGAGAAGCUCCGAAGACUCGACGAGAAGGUGGCGGUGGCUCGAAAGAAAGAGUACGAGGCUACCGACAUGGCGCUCGUGACCAUGGACUCGGUCGCGUCUUGCCAGAUGGUUAUCCAGGCCAGGAUAGAUCCUCGGCCUGGCCGGCUGCUGACCAAACCCACGCCGUCUCCGUCCGACCUAGUCUGGAAGAACACUUAUGCUCUUCGAGGCGUCCGCAGACUGAAAUCGUGGGCGGUCACCCUCUUCAUCACAUUUCUGACGCUGCUUUGGAUCUUCCCCACGGCAUUCCUCGCGUCAUGGCUCAGCAUAUGCACCGUCAACAAAUACUUCCCCGGACUUGUGGCAUGGCUGGUGGAGCACCCGAUCUUCUACUCCCUCUUCCAGAAUGGCGGCCCAACCCUGGUGGUGUCGUUGCUCAACGUCGCCGUGCCGUACUUGUACGACUGGCUGUCCAACCACCAGGGCAUGAUUUCCCAGGGCGACGUGGAGCUGUCUGUCAUUUCCAAGAACUUUUUCUUCACCUUCUUCAACACCUUCUUCGUCUUUGCUAUUUCGAAAUCCGGAUUCGACUUCUUGAACGUGCUGCGGGACUUUCUCAAGGACACGAGCAAGAUCCCGGCGGCCAUCGCAGCUGAUGUGGAGGACUUGUCCAUCUUCUACAUCUGCUUCAUCAUGCUUCAAGGCAUCGGCCUGAUGCCGUUUCGCAUCCUCGAGAUUGGCAGCGUUUUCCUGUCCCCGUUCUACCGCAUGACGUCGUCGACACCGCGCGACUUUGCCGAGCUACAGAAGCCCCCUACCUUUCAGUACGGCUUCUACCUGCCCGUGGCGUUGCUCGUGUUCAAUCUCUGCCUCAUAUACAGCGUGCUGCGGUGGGGCUUCGCGAUACUCAUAUUCGGGAUGAUUUAUUUUGCCCUCGGUUACUUUACCUUCAAGUACAUGUUGCUUUACGCCAUGGAUCAGCCGCAGCACGCGACCGGUGGUGCGUGGCGCAUAAUCUGCUACCGCAUCGUCAUCGGCCUGGUCGUGUUUGAGGUGGUCAUGGUUGGUCAAAUCGCAUCGCUGGCAGCGUUUGUGGCAUCGGUGGCCGUGUUCCCGCUGAUACCCUUCACCAUAUGGUACAGCUAUUACUUCAAGCAGCGCUUCGAGCCGCUGACCAAAUAUAUUGCGCUGCGGGCCAUCAAGUCCAGCAAUGGCGGCGUGGACAACGAAGAGGCGGUGGACGAUGAUUUUGACGAAGCUGAGGGCGAGUCGCGGCAGGAGACGCAGGCGAUCCUCCGCAGGGGCAGCACGCUCGACGAAUUCAAGGAGAAGGGCUUGAUGUUUGUGAACCCAAGCCUUGUCGUGCCGCUCCAGCAACCGUGGAUCUACCGGGACCCGCCGCCGCCGAUACGAACGGAAGGAACGGAGACGGAUGGGGCUUCGAGCCAGGAGGGGCCGGUGCUGAUUCUGCCGAAUGCGGACAGCUCCCUGGGAAUUGGGGAGGAUAAUGUGUGGAUGGACAGCGGGAGGAGGGCGGACUGA
Purpureocillium lilacinum is the source of this 2616-nucleotide messenger RNA. RefSeq lists its product as uncharacterized. The record is from RefSeq and is a predicted model, not a curated record. Gene Ontology annotation, molecular function: calcium-activated cation channel activity. Gene Ontology annotation, cellular component: plasma membrane. Lineage: Eukaryota; Fungi; Ascomycota; Sordariomycetes; Hypocreales; Ophiocordycipitaceae.